Messenger RNA from Botrytis byssoidea, 3954 nucleotides. RefSeq lists its product as uncharacterized. Gene Ontology annotation, biological process: vacuolar acidification. Bases 1 to 3954 code for a protein of 1317 amino acids. The record is from RefSeq and is a predicted model, not a curated record. Gene Ontology annotation, molecular function: protein binding. Gene Ontology annotation, cellular component: RAVE complex. The transcript is spliced from 6 exons. Lineage: Eukaryota; Fungi; Ascomycota; Leotiomycetes; Helotiales; Sclerotiniaceae.
AUGAGAGCAGUGCUUCCUGGAAAGGCACAGGCCAAGCUUCAAGCUGUCUGUACUGGUUAUUGGAACGACAGGAGGCUAAUAACCUACAUUACGGGAAAUGCGUUUGUCAUACUUACCGGCGCAGACGCGAUUCUACAAACGAUAUACGAUGACGACGACACUCAACUCGAAGCUAUUGCGCUGGACGAAAGCAGUGGGAAGAUAGCAACGUGUGCGGGAUCUAAUGUUCGGAUUUACAAGCCAUAUGGUCAGGAUGAAGGGGUGCUAAAGUGGUCUUUACAACAUAGCAUUUCGAUUGAUGAGAGCGGGAUUGACACAGCGAACACAUUAUCAUGGGGAAUAUCAGAAGAGUUGUUGGUCGGGAGCUCGUGGCUUACUUUGUAUUCGACAAUCGAUGCGCCAGUAGUGGUUUGGAAACAACAACUUGCGAAUCCGGUGAAGUUCGCAAAUUUCUCGUACGAUUCGGCAUUCAUUGCCUCUAGUGGAAAAUACGACAGAUUUGUGAAGAUAUGGAGGAGAUUAUCAUUUGGGAACGACGACUCAAGAUUCGAUUUUACCUACUUGCCACAUCCGCGAACAGUCACGAAUAUGCACUGGAGAAGACCGUUCCAUAUCGAUCAAACAAUUGACAAUGUGCUAUAUACAGUGUGCGCGGAUAAUUUGCUAAGGAUCUGGACGCCUACAGAUGUGCAUUCAUUGCAGAGUCUACAACUUUGGGGUCAGAUUGAUUUACAUGAAUCUAUACAACCAAGAGGAUUAGACGGGGACAGGGUGUCGAAAUUACGAUUCGCAUUUAUCAUUGAUGGGAGAGAUUUUACGGUUGCCACGGAACACGCAGUUCAAGAGAGAGCAGCGACCGACUCGAAGGAGGACCACGCCCUGGCGCAUUUAAUUGAAGUUGCAAAUCGAAAUCCGGAAAUAUGCGUUGUACUAGAUGAACAUGGACAUCUUUCUGCAUGGGGACUGGAGAAUAUUGGGUCUAAAACGAAACAACCGACGAACAUUUUUAACAUUGCACAUGUUGAUGGUCUGGAAUUGGGUUUGCCAGCGGAACUGGGCGAUGACGCAAGCUAUGUUCAGCUUUUUAAUUUCUGCAACCAUUCCGGUGGCAAUCUUAAUGUUCUAGUCCACCAUUUUGAUGGGAAAAUUGAGUUUUUCGAAGCCGAUGUAGCCAACUUAUUUGACCCUUCACCGAGGUCACACCGAUUUAAAUCGAAAGCUCUAUGGACAGGCCACUCAGCUGCCAUCAAGAAGAUUGUGCGUAAUGUCAGUGGACGAGCAGUAGUUUCGCGAACAGAUGGCAACGAAAGUAUAGUUUGGAAGCAUAUGGAACAUGCAGGUGGAACUUCAGUAUUCCGCCAAAGUAUUAUCACGCAAUCUGAACACGUCCAUAGGAUAUGCGUCAUGAGAAAGGGAAACUUCGUGAUCUAUUUACACCACGAUCACAUUACCCUAUGGGAUACUAGGCAUUCCGCAGCAGUUAAACUAGCAGAUUGUAAGUUUUCGAUCACGGGAAAACCUUUGUGCAUUCUCAUGCUACCUGAGAUUAAUAAGGAGGGUCCUAUUGCUCAUGUCGCUACGAUUACUUCCAAGAUGAAGGGUAUUGUAUGGGAGGUCAGAUUACCCCAAAGAAGGGGAAGUGCUCAGGUCAAUGGAUACCAUCAAGAAGCUUCCAUUCGCGAAUUUUGUCAAUUUGACCUUGGAAAUGAUGACGAUUUAGCCUAUGUUCUACCAGUAGACCCAGCUGGAUCCCCUCCAGUUAUCUCGGGAUUCUUAGAUACUUUUGCAAGAGAUAUUGCAAUUUCCUACACGCAUUCUGGACUGUUAAGAUCUUGGACCGCCCGGCUCGACAUCGAAAAAGAAACGGUUGACUGGCUACAGACUUGUUCAGUAGAUACAGGUAUAAGUGAACCUGGUUUAGCUAGUGGAAGCUCCAUCAGGAAAGCUGCACUUGUAAACUCAAGUAGAUCAGAAUUGACGAUUUGGGACGUCAGAGGUGCACGACUUGAGUAUUCUCAGGACUACGAAUCCCAGGAUACUAUUCAAGAUCUGGAUUGGACUUCAACGCCUGACGAUCAAUCGAUUCUUGCUGUUGGUUUCCGUUACCGCGUUAUAUUAUUGGCUCAAAUGCGAUAUGAUUAUUUAAAUAAAGGGCCAGCGUGGGCAGCAAUCCGAGAAGUCAAUAUCCGAGAUUUGACACCCCAUCCAAUUGGUGAUUCGACUUGGUUAGGAGGUGGCAACUUCAUCGUUGGCGCUGGUAACCAGUUAUUUGUUUAUGAUAAAGAGGUGGACCCGUCAGCAUCAACUUUUCUACCGCCUCGCAAAACUCCUUGGGACCUCUUCAAUAUUGUUUCGAGAUUGAACGGUCCACUCCCGGUUUAUCAUCCACAAUUCCUGAGCCAGUACAUCCUUGCCGGAAAGAAUUUAUUAGUUCAGCAUAUUCUGUUGGCACUAUAUAAGAUUCUUAAAUAUUAUAUUGAAGGUGAACCAAUCGACUCCCAUCUGGGGAUGAACAUAGAAGAUUUCUAUAUCAGCUCGGAAAAUGCACCUUCAGCUAGCAAAGGAAUCAAGUCUACAUUCGAUGGCUUCUCCGAAGAAGAUGAGGUGGAAACAGUCACAGAGAGUGUUGCGGCUGCUAUAACCGAGAAAUUGACACAGAUUGCUCUACCUCAACUUUCGAGGCAGGAGCAAAUUCAUUUGGCUGAUAUCGUUGAAUGCGUAGCUAUCGUUGAGCGUCAACGUAGAUCAAUGGAUGAUAAUGCCGCAAGAUUUAUGUUAUUCUUCAGACAACAUGUUUUACGUCGUGGCCGUGCGAACGAACUUAGUCUUUCUUGGAGGGAGAUCAAUUGGGCAUAUCAUAGUAACAGUCAGGAUAUCCUGGCCGAUAUGGUAUCACGGCAAUUCCAUGGGAGAAUGCUUUGGGAACAUGCACGAGAGAGUGGUAUCUUCAUGUGGAUGACGGAUGCAAAUGCUCUGAAAGCUCAAUUUGAAGUCAUCGCUCGAAAUGAAUAUACGAAGAGUGAUCUCAAAAAUCCUAUAGAUUGUAGCUUGUACUAUCUUGCUCUCAAGAAAAAGGCGGUACUGCAAGGUCUAUGGCGUAUGGCUGCGUGGAACCGUGAACAAGGUGCUACCACAAGACUUCUAGCAAAUAAUUUCUCGGAAAAGAAGUGGAGAACUGCUGCAAUGAAGAAUGCAUAUGCUUUGCUUGGGAAGCGUCGGUUUGAAUAUGCUGCCGCUUUCUUCUUGUUGGCCGAUUGCCUUAAAGAUGCUGUCAACGUCAUUCUGAGCCAACUCAAGGAUCUUCAAUUGGCCAUAGCAGUUACUCGUGUGUACGAAGGAGAGCAUGGACCUGUUCUCAAAGAACUUCUCGAAGAAAAGGUUCUACCAUUAGCCGCUCAAGAAGGCAACCGAUGGCUUGCAUCAUGGGCUUUCUGGAUGUUGCAUCGUCGUGAUAUGGCCGUGCGAGCUUUGAUUUCUCCGGUCUACACACUCCUCGAAACACCUCAAUCACCAGAUCUCAAUGCUAAACUCUUCCUAACUGAUGACCCCGCUCUCGUAGUUCUUUACUCACAGCUUCGACAAAAAACCCUACAAACCCUACGCGGUGCCUCAAAAGUAACACCAAAAGUCGAAUGGGCUUUCGUAUUACAUAAUUCUAGGUUGUAUGAUCGGAUGGGUUGUGAUUUGUUAGCAUUAGAUUUGGUUAGAAAUUGGGAGUUCCUUCUUCCGACUAAACCAGAUUUCAAGAGUUUUAAUGGCGAAAUUAAUCCGAGAAAGAUGCUAAGGAGGAGAAGCUCACUAGUGGUGGCAGAUUUACCGGAUAGCGGAAUUGGGAUGGGCUCUGCGGCUGAGGAUGAGAAAGACAUGCCAAAAGGACAACAAACCCACAAGCCACCGCCAACAGUCUUUGAGGAACCGGAGGCAAAUAGCUUGUUGGAUAGUUUUGGGUUUUAG